This is a messenger RNA of Cylindrotheca closterium, 807 nucleotides long. NCBI's taxonomy places the organism in Eukaryota, Bacillariophyta, Bacillariophyceae, Bacillariales, Bacillariaceae. The record is from the annotation of a GenBank genome assembly.
AUGGCCUCUCCCACUCUAUUUUCCGUUGCUGGCAAGAAUGUUUUGAUUACAGGUGGAUCUCGUGGAAUUGGUGCCAUGAUUGCCAAGGGCUUUCAAGAGGCGGGCGCCAAUGUGCUACUCACGUCCCGCAGCGAAGAAGCCAGUCGGGAAACCUCUGCAGCAAUCCCGGGAAGUCGUUAUGUGGCGUCCAAUGUCAGCUCCAGAGAAGGAUGCGAAGCCUUGGCCGAACAAGUCGCCCAAAUGUUUGAUAAUCGACUGGAUGUUCUCAUUAAUAAUGCCGGGACUAGUUGGGGAGAACCAUUGGAACGGAAAUCGGGAAAAGCCAAUUGGGGAUUUGACAAAGUCUUUGAUUUGAACGUCAAGGGUGUCUUUUAUUUGACAAGAGCUUGUUUGCCCCUUUUGGAAAAUGGGGCCACUUCAGAAGAUCCAUCCAGGAUCAUUAACAUUGGCAGUGUGGUGGGCUUGAUGCCACAAGAGGCACCGACGCAUGCCUAUGAUGCCUCCAAGGCGGCAGUUCAUAACUUGACCAAGAAAUUUGCAGCAGAUUUGGCGCCAAAACAUAUUACUGUAAACUGUGUGGCACCAGGAUUUGUUCCAUCAAGAAUGUCGGCUGGACUUGGUACAUGGGGUGGCAAACCAGAAGACAUUGCCAACGCCACACCUUUGGGAAGAAUGGGCAAUGCAGAUGACAUGGCGGGUGCCUGCAUUUACUUUUCUUCUAGAGCAGGAUCAUGGUGUACAGGUGUCAUUCUCAAUGUGGAUGGUGGCGCGGCAGGAGCCAUGCAGAUACCGUUGUCGAGUCUCUAA